AUGAACCGCGGACAGAACAGCUACGACAGCAUGGGCCCCAGAGCUGCUCGCCUUAUGUAUUAUGUAUGGGCGAACAACCACAUGGAUCAAACGUCAACGGCAACGUCAACGUCAGGAAGUGCCCACCGCGCAGAGUUAACAUUGUUCCCGGUGGCCCACCAACCAUGUUCGGCGCCGCCAGCUAGCCAGCGCCAGCGCCAGCGCCAGCCAGUCGUGUCGCCUCCCGUCAGCAAGCAAGCCCCGUCCCCGCUCUGGCCCGUCCUGGCAGCCGCACACACCCACACACCUCACCCACACCUCACAACCCGAGCUCCUGGAACUCCAUCUUCCAGCCUCAGUCCGAUCCUCCGACCUCCAACCUCCAACGCCCUACAAGUCCGACGUUACCUUAUCUGCAAUUCCAAUAGUCAUCGUUAUUUGAUCCCAUAUCCUCCUCAAUUCACCGCGCGCCCUUCUUCCGUCACCAUACAUCGAUUGAAUAGCCUCCAGCUUUCACUGUCCCGUCGCUCCCUCUGCCCAAAUUUCCGCGAACACCGCCGUCCUUUUCGUGAUAUCCCUCUUGGAUUCCCUCACACGCUGGCAGACCACAAAGAGUCGAGGACACAGUUACGAGAGCAUAACGGUACGGGCUAUUUGCAAUCUCCAACGAGCUCUAUACAUCCUAUGCGAAAUAUUCCCAUCCAGGCUUUCUCCGCUGCGUUCACAGACCGCAUCGAACGAACUGGGCCCAAACCUUCCUGCGUCAUUCCCUCAUUCCCCUCCACGCCACAGAAACACACAUAA
Messenger RNA from Histoplasma capsulatum G186AR, 783 nucleotides. RefSeq lists its product as uncharacterized. Lineage: Eukaryota; Fungi; Ascomycota; Eurotiomycetes; Onygenales; Ajellomycetaceae. The transcript has a single exon. Bases 1 to 783 code for a protein of 260 amino acids. The record is from RefSeq and is a predicted model, not a curated record.